This is a messenger RNA of Nomia melanderi (Alkali bee), 1745 nucleotides long. Its product is annotated as protein phosphatase 1 regulatory subunit 14B. The record is from RefSeq and is a predicted model, not a curated record. Gene Ontology annotation, cellular component: cytoplasm. Gene Ontology annotation, biological process: regulation of phosphorylation. Gene Ontology annotation, molecular function: protein serine/threonine phosphatase inhibitor activity. NCBI's taxonomy places the organism in Eukaryota, Metazoa, Arthropoda, Insecta, Hymenoptera, Halictidae.
GUAAUGGCGUCUUUCGCGUUGGAAUCAUAAGCUUGUCUUUGUUUAUAUGCACGGGAACGAUGACGAGGAGUUGUUAAUCUUUUAUUAAAACGCCGAGUGCAAAUUUAUUUAUUCUUCUUGGCCUUUGUACACAGCUAUCUGUUUCUUUCUUUUUUAAUCUGCAUUAUUGGGUUUGAUCGCGUUUUAUCGGAUUGCUCGUGGCGGUUUUAUUUCGUCGUUGCUCAUGUGUUUGUAUAAGAAAGCGUCGCAUCGCAUCGCCGAGGUUACAUUCGCAUUCAAUAGCGCUAACGAAGGAAACGAAAUUUCCAAAGUCCAUUGUUUAUUGUAGCAUGUAAAAUGAGUGGUUCACACGUGCGCUAAUUAUUCGACUUGUUGUGGGAAAGUAUCCGCGAUUGUGCUCACUAACACUCGAGGUACGUCAAUUGCACUAACAAAGGAAUACCAUGAUCGGAACAAGUAGUUUUAUAAUGGAAGGAGGUGGGGUACUUACUGCAGAACGUAGUCCAGCCCGUGCAAAUCUGCAUGUGGCAUUUACUGAAAAGGGAGAAGUAAAAGAACGCCGAGAAAAAUUCUUGACGGCUAAGUAUGGGUCUCAUCAGAUGUCUCUUAUUCGCAAAAGACUCGCAGUGGAGAUGUGGUUAUUUGAUGAGCUAGAAAAAUUAUAUGAGUCAGUUAAUGAUAGUGGUAAGAAUCGAGAAGUUGAAAUAGACAUAGACGAACUUCUUGACAUGGAUAGCGAUGAUCACAGACGGAGAUUUCUGCAAGAAUUACUGGUAGACACAAAAAAGCCACCACAUGAUAUAAAUAAAUUCAUUAAUGAUUUACUUGAAAAAGCUAAAACACUUUGAAGAACUUUCAUGUUCUUCUUAACACUUAUGUGUUUGCAAGGACUUUUUUGAAGCAUUAACAAAUUUGCUCAGAUUUGGAACGAGUCAAAGACAUAUUCAAGCCUUAAAGAGUUGCACAUGCAUGCAACUCGAAUGCCAAUUUAUCAUUACUUGGAUAGAACUUAAUGGGGAAAACAUCAAAUGACUCUGCACAUUUUUAUUCUAGCGUGUAUUAUUUCAUAUUGAAAUCGUAAGCAUUAGUAUCUGACUUAUCUCAGUACAACGGCUAACUUUGUUAGUUAUUUGUGUGCGCAUCGCAUAUCAAGUAAUAAACCUCACAGUACACAAACUGCCUUGCUGUACGAUCCAUCCAAUGUGAUGUAUAGUAGAAAAGUUUGUUCUUCUACACUCUAGUUUUGUAUGCCUCCUAUACUCCAUCAUUCGUAGUAAUAUUUAUGUUGUUAAGAAUUAUUAACUAACAAUACUUCCAAACGUUGUAACUAUACCAAAUGAUUUCUAUGCAUAUCCUAUGUUUAUCGAAUUAUCCCAACUGAGAAUAUGAUUGGGUUUAAACACAGUCUAAUAUUUUUUAUGUUGUAGUAUAAUGAAGUAAUACGAUUUUUUAUUUAUUUUAGAAAAUACUUUAAGGAAGUAAACAAAAAAAAAUAUGCAAAAUUUCGCAUCGAAUGCUUGUACGAAUUAAAGAAGAAAUCUGUUUGAUAAUGUAACAAAAGUGUGUGUGUUUCAGAUGAUUUUAUCACUGGCAUAGUAAAUAACUAAAACGUGGAAAUGACACCUAUCGUUGCUCCAGUACCGAAUCAGUAUUGAAAAUUAUCGCGAAAUAGAAAUAUACUCUUCAGUAAGUUCUCUAAUGGUUAGUUGAAAUUUCAUACAUUCUAAAACUGUUUCAAUUUCAGA